Messenger RNA from Nannospalax galili (Upper Galilee mountains blind mole rat), 948 nucleotides. Its product is annotated as olfactory receptor 56A3-like. Lineage: Eukaryota; Metazoa; Chordata; Mammalia; Rodentia; Spalacidae. The transcript has a single exon. Gene Ontology annotation, molecular function: olfactory receptor activity; G protein-coupled receptor activity. The record is from RefSeq and is a predicted model, not a curated record. Gene Ontology annotation, biological process: G protein-coupled receptor signaling pathway. Bases 1 to 948 code for a protein of 315 amino acids. Gene Ontology annotation, cellular component: membrane.
AUGAUGCUUAGGAAUAAUAGCUCCCUCUCUCUGGAUGUCUCUGAAUUCUUCCUAAACUGUUUUGUCAGAUCUCACAGCUGGCAACUCUGGCUAUCCCUGCCCCUCAGUCUCCUCUUCUUCCUGGCCAUGGGGGCCAAUGCCACCCUCCUUAUCAUCAUCUGGUUAGAGGUCUCUCUGCAUGAACCCAUGUACUACCUGCUCAGCCUCCUCUCCCUCUUGGAUGUCGUGCUCUGCCUCACCGUCAUCCCCAAGGUCCUGGCUAUCUUCUGGUUUGACCUCAGGUCCAUCGGCUUCUCUGCCUGCUUCCUGCAGAUGUUCAUCAUGAACAGCUUUCUCCCCAUGGAGUCUUGCACCCUCAUGGUCAUGGCCUAUGACCGAUAUGUAGCCAUUUGCAAACCUCUGCGAUACUCAUCUAUCAUCACUGAGCAGUUUGUAGUAAAGGCUGCUCUCUUUAUCUUGACCCGGAAUGUGUUUCUCAGCUCACCCAUUCCUGUCCUCUCUGCCCGUCUCCACUACUGUGAAAAAAAGAUAAUUGAGAACUGUAUGUGUGCCAACCUCUCUGUGUCCAAACUCUCCUGUGACAGCAUUGUCAUUAAUCGAAUUGUACAGCUAGGCUUGGCCUGGGCCCUUCUGGGCUCUGACCUCAUCCUUAUCUUCCUCUCCUAUGCUUUCAUCCUCCAAACCAUUCUCAGACUCAAGGCAAAGGGGGCAGCUGCCAAAGCUCUGCGCACCUGCGGCUCUCAUUUCCUCCUCAUUCUCUUCUUCAGUACUAUUCUGCUGGUUUUAAUCCUUACUCAUGUGGUCAAGGAAAAGGUUUCCCCUGACAUCCCCGUCUUACUUAAUGUGCUACACCAUGUUAUUCCUGCUGCUCUGAAUCCCAUUGUCUAUGGAGUACGAACCCAGGAGAUUAAACAGCAGAUUUGGAAAUUACUGAGGAGGGGUGCGUAA